This is a messenger RNA of Hypomesus transpacificus, 2110 nucleotides long. RefSeq names its product cholinergic receptor, nicotinic, beta 4 (neuronal) (gene chrnb4). Gene Ontology annotation, molecular function: acetylcholine-gated monoatomic cation-selective channel activity; transmembrane signaling receptor activity. The transcript is spliced from 6 exons. NCBI's taxonomy places the organism in Eukaryota, Metazoa, Chordata, Actinopteri, Osmeriformes, Osmeridae. Gene Ontology annotation, biological process: nervous system process; monoatomic ion transmembrane transport; chemical synaptic transmission. The coding region runs from base 115 to 1623 and encodes 502 amino acids. Gene Ontology annotation, cellular component: postsynaptic membrane; synapse; neuron projection. The record is from RefSeq and is a predicted model, not a curated record.
UACAAAGUCAUAUGGAGCCUAGGAGUUCGGCGUGCUCCAUGAGAGCGUUAGAUUUUGUAUCUUUCUAGAGUUUGCAAGUAAGGAUACACGGAUGGACCUUUUGUCAACGCCAAAAUGACUUGGACUCUCCUAAUCGUUUACUUUCUCACAUUAAUUCUAUGUGGCAGCUGUGCAGACUCAGAAGAACGCCUGAUGAACUGGCUGCUGGGAAAGGAUCGUUACAACAAGCUGAUCCGGCCGGCCAUAAACAGAACGGAGCGUGUGACUGUUAAACUUCAGGUGUCUCUGGCCCAACUCAUCAGCGUGAAUGAAAGAGAGCAGAUUAUGACCACCAAUGUCUGGCUCACGCAGCACUGGGUAGACUACAGACUGUCAUGGGAUCCUUCUGAUUAUGAAGGCAUCGAUAAGCUACGUAUUCCCUCCAGACACAUCUGGCUUCCUGAUAUUGUGCUGUAUAACAAUGCUGAUGGUACCUACGAGGUGACAGUGUUCACCAAUGCCAUUGUCCAAUACAACGGCAGCAUCUUCUGGCUCCCGCCUGCUAUCUAUAAGAGUGCCUGCAAGAUCGAAGUGAAGCACUUCCCCUUUGACCAGCAGAACUGCACCCUCAAGUUCCGCUCGUGGACGUACGACCACACGGAGAUCGACCUGGUCCUGAAGUCGGAGGUGGCCAGCAUGGAUGACUUCACGCCCAGCGGUGAGUGGGACAUCCUUGCCCUUCCGGGUAGACGGACCGUCAACCCCCUGGACGCCACCUAUGUGGACCUCACCUAUGACUUCAUCAUCAAGAGGAAACCCUUGUUCUACACCAUAAACCUCAUCAUCCCCUGCGUCCUCAUCACCUCCCUGGCUAUACUGGUGUUUUACCUGCCCUCUGACUGUGGAGAGAAGAUUACCCUGUGCAUCUCUGUCCUCCUGGCUCUCACUGUGUUCCUACUCCUGAUCUCCAAGAUCGUCCCGCCCACCUCGCUGGACGUGCCCCUGAUAGGCAAGUACCUGAUGUUCACUAUGGUACUGGUGACCUUCUCCAUCAUCACCAGUGUGUGCGUGCUCAACGUGCACCACCGCUCCCCCAGCACCCACACCAUGCCCACCUGGGUCAAGCUGGUGUUCCUGGUCAAGCUGCCCGCCCUGCUCUUCAUGAGGCGCCCUCAGAAUAACUCGGCUCGCCAGAAGCUGCGGCUGCAAAGGCAGCUCAGGUCCCGCAGGUCCAUGCUGCGUCUGGGUUACCCCGUCCCCUGUAAGACAGCCCCGGUCUUGUCCUCCUCCUCUGUUUUCCUCUCCACCGCUUCCGCCUUCUCCUCCCCAGGACACUUCAACAACAAGAAUGCAGGCCCACCAGGGUUCAGCCACUCCUCCAGGAAGGGGGACGUCCGUUCCACAGAGCACCUGCCCAACGGUACCUUCCCUUCCAGCCAGGACCUCCGUCUAAGAGGCGGUUCCUACUGGGGGGCCGAGAUGCAGGAGGCCGUGGAUGGGGUCCGCUUCGUGGCUGAUCACAUGAUGGGGGACGACGAUGACCAGAGUCUCUUUCAGAGAGUCAACUUAUUCAGACACGUCCUGACCUCUCUCCGUGGCUUUCUCCCGUUCCCCGUCCGUCCUUCUGUGUUCCCAGGUGAUUGAGGACUGGAAGUACGUGGCCAUGGUGGUUGAUCGAAUGUUUCUGUGGAUAUUUAUCAUCGUGUGCGUCGUGGGCACCCUGGGACUGUUCCUUCAGCCUCUCUUUCAGCACCAUAUCGUCCCCAUCCAGCCUGCUCAUGCAGAGACCCCUCGUAUCUGAGCCCACACGAGGGGUGGGAAGGUCAGGGGAUUUGAUCUAGUGGUUUACAGCAAUACAAGCAACUGCAGCUUCGGUUACAUUGAAGGACAUGUACAGUACUUCCGAAAUGACAUCCAUGCCCUAUGUAUGAGAAGCUAAUUUUGUCUCUGUAGAGUUUAAGAUAUCAUGGACUAUUUGUUUAACAGGACUGAUGCAGGCAAGGCUCAUGUUGUACUUGAGGGAAAGUAAACCGAAUAAUGGCUGUAAUUACAUUUUUGUGUUGAAUGGCAUUACCAACUUGUUCAACUUAAAGGUGUCGUUAAAGAAUGUAUUAAAUGGUUAUACCUUCAA